Messenger RNA from Prunus avium (sweet cherry), 501 nucleotides. NCBI's taxonomy places the organism in Eukaryota, Viridiplantae, Streptophyta, Magnoliopsida, Rosales, Rosaceae. The record is from RefSeq and is a predicted model, not a curated record.
CACAGAUUGAAUUGCGUUCUGGAAAAUUUUAGCCAAUUGGUUUUGCAUUCUCACUUUAAGGAGAAUAACCUGUAUACUUUGCUUGUUUCGUAUAGAUUCUUGGUUCCGAGAGACAUGUCUGUCGGGCAGUUUAUUCAUAUCUUAAGCAGCAGGCUACACUUGACUCCUGGGAAAGCUCUUUUUGUCUUUGUGAAGAAUACGUUACCGCAAACAGCCAGUCGUAUGGAUUCCAUCUACGAAAAUUACACGGAGGAUGAUGGUUUUCUGUAUAUGUGUUAUAGCAGCGAGAAAACCUUCGGCUGAUCCUUCCAUCUCCUCCCCUAAUUUAUCAAAUCGUUCAUAUUAGCAACUUGUAAGUAUCUGUUGUUAACUUGUUCUCAUUGCGAAGGGGCCUGUGAGGCUUGCUUCACUGUAUCCUUUCAUGUUCAUUGUAAAUUUGAUUUAUUGUGAAUUCUGUAAAAGUUCAUAACAUUCAAUAAUUCCAUAUUUUCUUUCCAAUCU